Messenger RNA from Aricia agestis (brown argus), 3243 nucleotides. RefSeq lists its product as uncharacterized. The record is from RefSeq and is a predicted model, not a curated record. Lineage: Eukaryota; Metazoa; Arthropoda; Insecta; Lepidoptera; Lycaenidae. The transcript has 6 exons. The coding region runs from base 133 to 3237 and encodes 1034 amino acids.
UUUUUUUUAUUCGAAAAAGUUACCGGCAAAAGAAUUGUGCACGCUCGGCUGACGUUCUCCAGUUAUUGUCAUUUAGAAGAGAGAGAACAAACAACAUUUAUCAGAAAGAUUCAAUCGACGCGACGAAAUAUUAUGUGGUUGCGGCUACUGUUUUGGUGUAGCGGUUGGAGCGCGGUAUGGACACAAAAUACAGUGCAAAGUGGUGACGGCGCGCAUUGGGGCUGGCAGGUGAGCAACGCCGGCGCCGAGACGCUCGGACACUACUAUGUCAAACUGCCGCAGGCGGAACAAGCAGUGCGAUACUCUGCGGACGGCGGCGGGUACCACGGCGCGCUGGCGGUGGUGACCGCCGGGCCCGGCUACACCACCACCACCAACUUCGCGCUCGGACGACGAGCGAUCGAGCUGGCUCAGGCACCAUUCUACCAACAAACAAACAACACGGUGGAACUACAACAGGAUCAACCAGUAGACAUCUAUUUGCUGCAGCAGCCGACGAACCAGAUCUACCAACAAGUGCCCUACCAGUUCGGAACCAUCACCGAUCUAUAUCCAGAUUCACAGAGAAAUCCCUUCUACAUCAACUUUCAGCUAGAAAAUAAACAAAACAAUGAACAGAAGCAACAGCAGAAUGUAAAAAUCGAAGAAAGUAAUGAUAAAUAUGAAGUUAAUGAAAAUGGUCCAGUUGUACAAGUAUUUAAAGAUAAAAACUGUUUGAACGAUGAUAAGAAACAUGAAAGUAAUUUACAGAAAAACACACAAGUGAUCGUAGAUACCCCUGAAUAUAACGAACAAAAUGGCAACUUUGGAGCUAGAGAAAAUAAACAAGAAACAACUUCUAGAAGCGAUAGACUAUACUAUUCUACAGAAUACAGUCCGACCACAACUGCUAGAACAGUAUCGUUCACUGAAGACGAAGGGAUAUCAAGACUAGUAGCUUCUACACAAGAUUUGGUUUCAAAUGAUGACCUUCUAAGAAUAAAUCACGCAGCAGAGAAGUUUACGAGUGCUGCUAGCGACGACUUUAUAAGACCACAACGAAGACAGAAAAACGCUAUCGAUAGAAAGAACAGAUUUUUAGUUACUGCCAAAUUCGGUAACGUCGAUCAAUCGCAAGAAGAUGCUACACCUCGCACUAGUGGAUUUAAGUUUGCCUCACCAAUAGUUGUUGAAGAUUUCAGUUUUGACGAUUACAAGGAUCAAAUUGUAAAUAAUUUAAAGACAACUGUGGGUCCGUAUAUUGAGAAAGGAUACGAAAUUGUUGGUGUUAAGAGUACAUUCGAAAACAAUACAGAUAAUAGAAACUACAACGCUGAGGUGGCCAUUACUCCACGACCAGUCGGCCCGAGCUACUUAGCACCUAUAACUGUAGCGUUAAGGCUUCUAAAUUCUAAUGAUAGUGAUGUUUACAAUUCACUGGAAGAUCACGAAGGAUCGGACAGUGAGUUUGUCUCAGAAACAGUGGAGAGUCCACACAAACAGAAAGUUAUCGUUGAAAUACAAAAAUCGGUGCCACUAGACAUCACACAUAUAAACGAGGUUGAGUAUCACGAGUAUUUGGACGAAGGAAGAAGUAACACAGAGAGCCCGUUAGGUUUAGUUAAAUCGUUAUAUCAGAGAUACGUCGCAUCAUUAAACCAAGACAGAAAUAAUGAUUACAAGGAGUCGAAAAAUUCAGAUUAUGAUACGAAUGAAAACGAUGAUAAUUCUAAGGAAGAUAUAGAUAGUAGUGAGAAUAUAAGAAGCGAAGUUCAAGUGCAAGCGAUCGAUAAAAGCAACGGCUAUAAUAAUUAUUACGAUCAAGAUAUAAAAGAUAAAAUAAUUCAACCGAUCGUUAUUGAAAAACAAGUACCAGUUACUACAUACGUGGACAGGUUUAUAGAAAAGGAGGUACCAUAUCCGACGCCUUAUGAGGUUGUAAAACAUGUACCAGUAGACAGACCGGUACCAAUACCGGUACAUUUUGAGAGAAUAGUCGAGAAACCAGUGGAAGUAACUCGGUACGUAGACAAGCCCUACCCGGUCGAAGUCCUACAACCUUUUCCCGUUGAAGUGAGAGUACCUUACCCAGUGGAAAGGAAGGUUUACGUAGAUAGACCGGUACACGUCCCUUUUCCUGUGGAAAAAGUGAUUGAGAAGCAAAUGAUCCAUCAAGUACCGGUACCAACACCGGUAGCGGUGCCUGUGGGUAUUGAGGUACCAGUGGAGAAGAAGGUACUAUAUCCAAUCGGCAUAGAAACGCCAGUGGCGGUACCUGUACCGUAUGAAAAGCAGGUACCAGUAGAAAAAGUAGUUGAAAAAGAAGUCCCUGUACCGUAUCCUGUUGAGAAACGAGUCCCGUACCCGGUACCACACGAGGUGCAAGUCCCAGUUCCGUAUCCAGUUGAAAAACGAGUUCCUUAUCCAGUUGACAGGAUUGUUGAAAAACCUGUACAUGUGACUAAAGUUGUUGAAAAGCCGGUACAUAUCAAAGUGCCCCAACCAGUUCCCGUAGAAGUGCCUAGACCUUACCCAGUAGAUCGAAUCGUAGAAAGAAAAGUACCUUACCCCGUCCACGUGGAACAUAUAGUAGAGAAGAAAGUACCAGUACAGGUACCAUAUCCUGUUAAAGUCGAAAAAAUCGUCGACAAACCAGUCUACAUCACAAAAUAUGUCGACAGACCGUAUCCCGUCGAAAAGCGUGUUCCGUACCCGGUUGAGAAGAUCGUUGAAAAGAAGGUACCUUACCCCGUGGAAGUUGACGGUAGGUACAAUGAAAAGCAAAAACCUGACCAUCCUUACCAGUUUGAGAGAGUCGAACCGGCAUACUUAUACUACGGCUUGGGAUAUACCACUCAAAACUAUUUAAAACCUCAGGAAUAUAUGCAACAGAAUAACCAACAGGCUGAAUCGCAGAGGCAUUACCAGGUACAAGUUCUGGACCAGAAGAAUUAUCAAAAUGUGCCCAUACAAAGCACUCUAUGGGGCAACCAAUACGCAUCCUCCUUCCAAUAUUUAAACGCAACGGAAAAUAAAAAACCGUUGUUCGUUCCAAAUUCAAAUGAAGUCUACUACGGCCCGCCGCCAUUGAAGAAUAACGUCGACCAAUGGAAUUCAAAUUCGAACGAUCGUGUUCGAAAAUCUGACAGAACGCCCAAGGUUGCCAACUUAAGAAUCGAAUACGGCUUUAAGCCACCGCUCAUUCCAAGCACAGAAGUUGAUUUAGAUGGAGUGCCUGUGCAUAAAAAUGAGUCGUGAAUAAUU